GGAUUUCAAAACCCACAGCGGCGGCGACCGAGGACGGACGAUGAUUCAAAGCAUGUUCAUCAUCACGUCGACAGGCGAGAUCAUCAUCGAGAAGCAUUGGCGCGGCAUCACGAACCGCACAGUCUGCGACUUCUUCGUCGAGGAAGUCAACAAGUACAAGCUGCGCGAGGACGUGCCCCCGGUGAUUGCCACGUCCAAGCACUAUUUCAUCAGCGUGUUCCGCGAAGGCUUGUUCCUCCUCGCUGUGGUCACGAACGAGAUUUCGCCGCUAUUUGUGAUCGAGUUUCUCCAUCGCGUCGUGGCAGUCUUUCGUGACUACUUUGGUAGCUUUGAAGAAAGCGCGAUCAAGGACAACUUCUCCACGGUGUACCAGUUGCUCGAGGAAAUGCUCGACAACGGGUACCCCCUCACGACCGAGCCGAACGCCCUCAAGGCCAUGGUCGCGCCGCCCUCCACGGUCAACCGCAUUGCCGCCAUCGUAUCCGGCAAGUCCCGUGUGAGCGACCAACUGCCCGACGGCGCCAUCUCCAACAUUCCAUGGCGUAAGGCUGGGGUCAAGUACACGCAGAACGAAAUCUACUUUGAUGUGGUCGAAGAGAUCGAUGCGAUCAUCGACAGCCACGGGCAGAUGCUGUCUUGCGAAGUCAACGGCACGAUCAACGGGCACAGUCGGCUCUCGGGGGUUCCCGACCUCACCAUGGUAUUCGUGGACCCUUCUGUCAUCGACGACUGCUCAUUCCAUCCAUGCGUCCGGUAUGCCCGGUACGAGCGCGAGCGUGUGAUUUCAUUUGUCCCGCCCGAUGGCCAUUUCGAGUUGAUGCAAUACCGCGUGCAAGUCAACCAAGUGGUGCCGCCCAUCUUUUGCCAGCCAAGUAUCAAGUACACUGACAAGGGCGGCACGUUAGAGAUCGCCCUCGGCGCCCGCAACAUGCCCACACUUGUGAACAAUACCAAGAAACCCAUUCAAAGUAGUACACGAGUUUGGAUGUGUAGUAUUUGGGCGAAUUAUAUAUAUAUAUAUGGGGAAUACGUUAUGUAUUUUGAAAAGUACGAGAUUUGGAUGUGUAGUUAGUUGUACGACUGUUGUUCUUAUUCUUGUGGUUUCGGGGUUUAUAUAAAUUAUGAGAGGAAACACGAGUCGAAUAUGAUAUUUCUAUCAACCCUUGACGUCACUCACCCUGAAAUGUUAUGAAAUACACGACCUCUCCAUAUCGACACGAGUAAUCAUAAUAUUAUUCUAUCGAACGAAAGUUCGAGAUCUAUCUAUCGAAUACGUGGACAAUACAGGUCCAACUGUUUUUCAUGGGGGGGAAUCUUUAUAUUGUAGUUGUAUAUAUCAAACACAAUUGAAUAUACAACGGGAUGGUGGUGUGUUGUUAGUUGUCGUAGUUUUCAUCGUUUUAUCUUGGUUUAUAUUGUGCAUUUCACCCAAACCGGGACUUGAGGGUCAUUUCACCAAAUACCUUUCGAAUCCAUUUGAUCCUAUUUAAUCUUGUACACACUAUACUAUACAACGAUUAGUAUAUAUGUAUAUGUGGUUUUGCCCAAUAAUGCGGAGGGGUCAAACGUUUGGAUUGGCAGA
Aphanomyces astaci is the source of this 1582-nucleotide messenger RNA. RefSeq lists its product as hypothetical. The record is from RefSeq and is a predicted model, not a curated record. Gene Ontology annotation, cellular component: cytoplasmic vesicle; clathrin adaptor complex. Lineage: Eukaryota; Oomycota; Saprolegniomycetes; Saprolegniales; Verrucalvaceae. The transcript has 6 exons. Bases 41 to 1072 code for a protein of 343 amino acids. Gene Ontology annotation, biological process: intracellular protein transport; endocytosis.